AUGGAAGGGAAACAACCCUGCACCCGCGAAAAAACAAUCUCGUCAAUAACCUCCUUUUAUCAACUUCUCACACAACUCCCCUACAUCCCGCCUGACAAACUCAUGCUCCCACCCCCAACAGGCUGGCCUAUUAGCACACAAACAGAAGAAGAACGAGGAACCGGCAUAAAUGCCACAGAACUCCGCAACCGCGGCAAAAACGAGGAUGUAAUCGACAUUCUGCGCCAUCUGCCCUACCUGGAUCAGAAAUUAUAUGGCGAACACUGGACCCUAGCCGAUAACACGCUACACAUCAACUAUGUGCGCGGUCAGUUGUACGGCGAUUACCUGGAAAGAGAUACAGCAAUUCUACCUUUGCCGGGACACAUAAUCUGGCUCACUGAGGGGUUUGAGCGCGCCGGUGUUUAUUUGUUGCUUAACACAGAGACAUGGGAAAUCAUUGAGUACACCUUGCUAGGUGAGAGUAUUGAGAUUGGCUAUGAUGCGUACGAGGCGUUGCCCGUUGCCCAAAAGUGGACAGCGUAUAGUGCUAUGCCUGCAGAUGAGUACUUUGAGUUGUGGAGGUGGAGGCAUAUAACGCUUCAGUUUGUGCUUGUGGGGGAUGCGAGCGUGUUUAGAGGGACCGGGGAGUGGUGGUGUAAGGAUCCGAGAUAUUUGUGGGAGGAGAGCUUUGUUCCAAAUGAAGUUGAGGAUGACGAUGGCCAAGAAGAAGAGGACGAGGAUUAUGUUCCAAGUGAUGAGGAGGAGGAGGAGAAGAAGAAGGACUCUGAUAUGGACAACGAUGAGUCGGAAGAUGAUUCCGAAGGAGAGAUGGAAGAUAUCCAAUCCGAACUCCAAUCCCUCUCCCUCGACGAACCAACUCCCCCAACAGCCCCGACUGAUCCCAGUGAUGAGGCUGAAACCGGUAGUAAAUCAAAACGAAGCUUCCUGUACAGACUUGCACAAACCCUCGCCAUCGAUCCCAACACCAACUCGCGAGCCCUCUACCUCGACCCCUGGAGCACCUCCCAGCGUGAAAAGAUGAAACAGAUCGUCCAAAUCUAUGUCGAGCACGGCUGGCCGGUUCCGGAAUCUGAGUGGCGGGUUUCAGGGCGAAGGGAAGAAUGUCUCGAAGCACUGAGACAAUGGUCUGUAGACCAAAAAGAACGGGAACGCGCUGCACACCGUGCUGCCACUGCUGUUGAAGAAUCACAACAAAGACGGAAAGUCCGCCAAGAAGAGAUUGAUGACUGUAUCAUCCCGUACGCGAUGUUGGCAUCGGUGGAAGUAGAUGAACAGGAGUCCAUGCCGGACGACGUGAUACUAGAGAUGAAGAUCGACAAGAUUCUGCAGGGGAUUGUGGAUUGUACGCGGAUGAAAGAGAAGGAAGAUUUCCGCGAGAUAUGCGAUAAAGCCCGUCAGUUCCUUAAAAACUGGGAAUAUCUUAUCAACCAAGCUACUACGGAGGAGAAGGAGGAGGAAUAA
This is a messenger RNA of Talaromyces marneffei, 1464 nucleotides long. RefSeq lists its product as uncharacterized. The record is from RefSeq and is a predicted model, not a curated record. The transcript has 3 exons. NCBI's taxonomy places the organism in Eukaryota, Fungi, Ascomycota, Eurotiomycetes, Eurotiales, Trichocomaceae. The coding region runs from base 1 to 1464 and encodes 487 amino acids.